AUGCUUCACCAAGACCAUCGUAAAGAACUUGAAAGUCUUGCCGUGCAGCAGCUGCACGUUGUGAAAGCGCCUUUCGACGAGGUCUGCGGCCGGGAAAGCCCCUGGCGGGCCACGGAGGGUCAUAAAAGCGGCCGGGCCGAGCCGGGGCAGCCCUGUGGACUUCCGCGAUCCGCAGGCUGCAGAGGACGAGGCGCAAAUCCCUCCCCCGGGGAAAAGGCGUCGCAGGGCUUCGGCGCUGGGGCCGAACAAUGGGAGCGCCCUGGAGCCCGGCGGCUCCCGCUUCCUCCGCCUCGGCCCCCGGGUUUUCCCGCUCGCCAGCCCCGGCUCUGGCCUCCCGACCCCGGCCACCUCCCUAGCCCGGCCCUUCCCCCCAUGCCACAUGAGUUGCUUCCUCUGGUGACCCCAGCUUUAGCCGUGGCCUCCUUCCUCCUAUUCUCUGCACGUAUUUUUUACUCUCUCCCUCGGUUUCCAGAAGUGGUCUUGAAGUCUCAUUGCCAGAGUCAUGCUGAGUUGCUGUUUCCUUCCGGAAAAAAGAUUUCCUCCAGAAAUCCCAAUCGGGAAGGAAAUACAGUUGUUUUGGAACUCUGCAGCGAGUGCCUCCCGAAGAGAGGAUGUGCCCAGCCGCACGCAGCCAAGCGGGGGUCUUAGCUUGCGCCUCCUGGGACUAAGGGAGAAAGUAACGAGGACCGGGGAAGCUACCGAGGCCGAGAGCAGCCGGCCCGGCGGGGCCCGCGGGCUCCCGGCCGCCCGAGCCGGGCCGCCAGGGGCGAAGGACUUAAAUAGCGGGGGGCCGGAGGGGGCGGCGGGCCCGCGCGUGACGAUACUUUCCGAGGAAGGCUGGGGCAGACGGGGAGUUUGCAGAUCGGCCUCACCCUCCCGUUCCUCCACCCCCCCCACCCCACCCCCAAGAGGGAAGGGAAAGAGAAAAAAAAAAAAAAGUUGAAGGGAGGCGGGGAGAGGAGCCACCCCGUUUCCUCCCCCGGAGUCUGCGGAAGGGCUGGGGCGGCGCGGGCAGAGAGAGGGCGCGGACCGAGCGGACCAAUGGCAGGCAACAGGUCCAGGCCUCGGCAGGGCCGCGGGCCGGGCCUCCUCUCGCCGCCGC
Peromyscus maniculatus bairdii (prairie deer mouse) is the source of this 1102-nucleotide messenger RNA. Lineage: Eukaryota; Metazoa; Chordata; Mammalia; Rodentia; Cricetidae. The record is from RefSeq and is a predicted model, not a curated record.